AUUGUAUUCUGUUUUCAUUUGUGCAUGGUUUAUUCUGUUAUAUUACUCUUUGUUUACAUUUUUCGUUAGGUGUGUUUAUUGUUGUCUCUCUCUCUCACAUCGCACCAGAGGGUGUUGCCUACGCGUUUGCGUGGCAUCGUUGUUUACAGUCUCGUUGAAGUUUUUAUAGUCAUGCACAUUGUAAUAUGACGCGGGUCGUGUACGGUGUGGGAGAUGUUGUCUCUAAUCACGCUUCUCAUGACCCCUCCGGCAUGUUUGGUGAAGAUCAUGAUGCUGUUUUAGAGGACGGAGCGCUUACGGCUUCUAGUGUAGAAUCUGAUCGGUCGAGUUCAUUGGCUGGUAGUGCAUUGGUGGUUCAUGAUGAAGGCGGUGUUAUAGACUCUGGUGAGGAGCCUGCUGUUGCUUACGAGGAGAAAGAGGGUGCAUUGGUCGAUGAUAUAGUAGGGUCUAGUAAGGGAUGUGCCGAAUGUGGCGUUCAAUUAGGUCCCUUUUUAUCAUGUGGAAGUUGCGAUUUGCUUUAUCAUAGCAAGUGUUUAAUGCAAUGCUUCUUACCGGCUAAUGAAGGUGUAUGGAAGUGCCCACAGUGUAAAUGGCGCAUGAUCAAUGCUGGUGAGAUGCCAUUGGAUACCACACUUCAUCAAAGUGACUUAUCAGAUGAAUCUCCUGCUGGAUACGACCAGGGUGCAUCACCUGUUCCUAAUGACGACGUAUCGGAUGAGGCUAGUGUCCACGGUAAGGAGCCGCGUGUAAAAUCGGGACGUUCUGGUGCCAGUCCUUCUCGCGAUAGCGGUUCAGAAAUUUUGGAGCGUAAGCGUAAGAAGCCUGUAUCUGAGGGUUCAAACUUCCAAACCAAGAUCAAUGUAGGCUAUAAUCAUCAGGUACCAUUUACUCCUGCAUUCUUCUUGGACGACUCCCUGGGUCCACAACCUGAGACUCAUGAGUGGGCUCGUUUGAUGUAUUCUCCAUAUCACUUGGAGAAGAUUCGUGCUCGUAGGACCCAUGAAGGAUGCCAUGACGCUGUGGUUAAAAACGAGUUUGAAUUAGCUGAAUUUAUCCAGUUAUGUGCUCAGAAUUGGAAGAACAAUCCAGGUUGGCAUCCAUUUUCUCCUGAAUUUGCCUACAAGAUUCUCCAUUUUGCUGACUAUGACCCAAAGAAGGCUUUAAAGGUUAUGAACGACCCCAACUUUAACUUUUCCUGUGUAUGUGACCCACCUACUCGCCGUUAUGAUAACAAGUGGAAGCCCAAAGAUCGCCGUGGUCAGGUUCCUACGAGUCCCUACCCGCCACCUGUUACGUUGAGAGGCUAUUUGUUGCGCAGACAUGACGCAUCUAGGUAAUGUAAAGUCGUAAUACGACUGGUUUUGUUUACAAUAAUCACAAAA
This is a messenger RNA of Babesia bovis T2Bo, 1382 nucleotides long. RefSeq lists its product as uncharacterized. The record is from RefSeq and is a predicted model, not a curated record. The transcript has 3 exons. Bases 186 to 1337 code for a protein of 383 amino acids. Lineage: Eukaryota; Apicomplexa; Aconoidasida; Piroplasmida; Babesiidae.